Cercocebus atys (sooty mangabey) is the source of this 761-nucleotide messenger RNA. RefSeq names its product cornifelin (gene CNFN). The transcript is spliced from 5 exons. NCBI's taxonomy places the organism in Eukaryota, Metazoa, Chordata, Mammalia, Primates, Cercopithecidae. Bases 250 to 627 code for a protein of 125 amino acids. Gene Ontology annotation, cellular component: cornified envelope. The record is from RefSeq and is a predicted model, not a curated record.
GUGGGGUGAUGGGAGUGGAGAGGGAGGGCGGGAAAUCCCAGUGCAGGGAGAGGGUCGACCAGACCGGCUUGGCUCCCUGGGCACCUCUGUCAGAGCCCCGCCCAGGGCUGCGUGGCCGCCCAUAUAAGUGGCUCUGGGCUGAGAGGGAGAAGUCAGUGCCUGUGUCUCCACACCUCUGUCUCCAUCACUGCCUCACAGUCCUGCAGCCACUUCUGCCGUCCCCAACGCCACCUCCUCAGGGCCAGCAAGAUGCAGUUUGAGAUGCACGACAACGUGAAAGGCAAAGCUAUGUCCUACCCCGUGACCAGUCAGCCCCAGUGCGCCACCACCAGCUGCUACCAGACCCAGCUCAGUGACUGGCACACAGGUCUCACGGACUGCUGCAACGACAUGCCUGUCUGUCUGUGCGGCACUUUUGCUCCCCUGUGCCUCGCCUGCCGCAUCUCCGACGACUUCGGCGAGUGCUGCUGCGCGCCCUACCUGCCCGGAGGCCUGCACUCCAUCCGCACCGGCAUGCGGGAGCGCUACCACAUUCAGGGCUCCGUCGGGCACGACUGGGCGGCCCUCACCUUUUGUCUGCCCUGCGCGCUCUGCCAGAUGGCGCGGGAGCUGAAGAUCCGAGAGUAAGGAAGUUCCCUGUCUUCCCCGUCCUUUUCCACCAGUCUCACCUCUGGCCUUAUCUGGCCACUCCUGGGAGGGACUGCCUCACCACCCCUGUCUCGCUGCCAGAAAUACACCCACAAUAAAAACCUGAAAACCAA